Centropristis striata (black sea bass) is the source of this 816-nucleotide messenger RNA. RefSeq names its product V-set domain-containing T-cell activation inhibitor 1-like. Bases 176 to 619 code for a protein of 147 amino acids. NCBI's taxonomy places the organism in Eukaryota, Metazoa, Chordata, Actinopteri, Perciformes, Serranidae. The record is from RefSeq and is a predicted model, not a curated record. The transcript has 3 exons.
UAAUUUGAGUUUGAGACCCCUGAUGUAAAACUUUAAAUAGGUGAGUCAGAUAUACAUUUAGCCCUCUCACAGUUAUCAUGAUGGAGUAAAUUAUCUACAGAGACCAAAACAUGUUUUGUACCAGGCUGUUCCAUGUUUCUUUCUGCUACAGUUGAACAUUUUAACAUGGAGGUCUAUGGAGACUGACUCACUUUUAGAUCCUCAAGAGGCCAAAAGAGGAACUGCAGCUUCUGCUCUGACUUCAGUUUUCAGCUUCAGAGGAGCAGGUGUGGUCAGAGUGGCGGUGCAAGAAGGAGGUGAUGUUGUUUUACCGUGUUCCCGCGGCAACAAGGAGAACGUUGAUAAAACGGUGUUUGACUGGAAGAAAGACGGUCUGGAGGUUUUCUUCUAUGAGGCAGGAAAACAUUACAACAACGGGCGAGAAGGUCAGAGCGAGCAGUUCAAAGGACGCGUUUCUCAUUUUCAGGAUGAACUGAAGCACGGAAACGCCUCCAUAAGAGUCCAGAAAACAAAGAUGGCCGACAGCGGAAACUACACCUGCACUUUCCCAAAGAAACAAACGUCCCACAUCACUCUGUUUGUCGAUCCUGAUCCAGAGCGCUCUGUCUUAACCUCUUGAGGCUCAUAUUGAUUAUGUGUAUUUCUGUCUCUUCAUACCAGCACAUUUUAAACUGUAUAAUACCAGAAACAUGAGGAAAUGAUACAUGUAAAUGACAUCAUUUAAAAACAAACAUUCAUUAGGUUUCAUCAGGUUUGUUGAUCUCACUUCAGACUCUGAAAGAGUUGAAUUUGUAACAUAUUAAAAAGGAAAAAAUA